Xyrauchen texanus (razorback sucker) is the source of this 1488-nucleotide messenger RNA. RefSeq names its product mitochondrial transcription rescue factor 1 (gene mtres1). The record is from RefSeq and is a predicted model, not a curated record. NCBI's taxonomy places the organism in Eukaryota, Metazoa, Chordata, Actinopteri, Cypriniformes, Catostomidae. The coding region runs from base 85 to 768 and encodes 227 amino acids. The transcript is spliced from 4 exons.
AGCAGUUUGAUUUGUUUUUUUACUGGUGCACGUCGGUCAGUUCGAGAACAGUGAGCGCUCUUGGAAACCAUAAAGCGUUACAGCAUGCAGAGUCUGUCAGUGCAGGCUCUGGCCCUACGGCAGCUGGGCAGACUGAACUCCUUGCAGCUACUCACGCCAUGCCACGGCUCCAGCCUUAGCAUGUGGUGCCCACAGACAUUACAUGCUCGUCAGCUGUGGGGUUCGGCCACACCCCAGACACACCGGAUAGCCAUGUGGCCAAAAUCGUGGGAAGCUCGGCAGAACUUUCCACUCCACCAGACUCGACUAAAGAGCACAAGAAAAAAAGGAAGGCAUAUUGCAGUUCAGCAGCAGGAGGAAGAGGAGGAGGAUGUAGAUGCAGAGGCUAGUGAUAACGAGGACGAGUUUCGAGAUGACCCAGGUCUACCUAAAGACUACAAAGACCAUGAAAGGACUGUGCAUUCUCUGCGAUUCGAUCUGGUUUUGAAGGCCGGAUUGGACAUUGCACGACAUGGUGUGGAGGAUGCUUUUUAUAGCCUCAAACUGAGACUGAAUGGUCAGAGUCUCUCCAAGAAGAGUAAAAUGGUUAAAGUGGGUGAUACACUGGAUCUGAUCAUAAGUGAGGAUAAGGAAAUGGACACAGUAUUGAUGAAGAGAGUGAUCUUAAAAAAGGUGGUUGGAGAGACAAAAGAUGAGGAAAAGCUGCGAGUUAUUCUAAGAAGCUGGAAAAACCUACAACUUCCCAGAAAGGAUAUGUUUAAGCAGUGAAUACCAAUUCUGCGUGUUUUGAAAGGUGAAAUGUAAAAAAGUGGGACAAAAGUGGUAUUUUCGAUUCCACUCUCCAGCCGUUUGUUUCUGAAUCUGCAGACUGAUAAUUUAAUGAAGUUUUAUCCUCUGCCCAACAAAAACUGGGUGUUCUUUUCACAAUGAUGCACAUGACAAUAGUUCUCAUUACUCUUUCAUACAACUCAAAGACAUAUGUAUAAUCUUCAGUUUUAGGUCACAAAUAGAACUCACACAUUCUAUUGUUUAGUGGUGGUUGUGGUUGUGGUUAUACUCUAUGCAUUGUUUGUUUUUUACUAGAUUCACAGAAAUUCAGCUGCUGUGGUAGACUGUGAUAAUGGAUAAGGUCUAGGAUGUUGUGUGGUGAGAGACAGUUUGUGGAAUUAAAAAAAUGUGAGGUAAAAGCUCUAAUAAGGAUGAAGGUUUAGGUGGAGAGGCCAAACCAGGUUAGAGUCUUCUAGACUUCAAGAUGGUAAUCACUUUUCACUUCUGAACAUUUUGUGGAUUUCUGAUCCAUCAUUUAUGAUUGUUGACUUUGUUUAAUUUGCACUUACAGACCCAGAUUAAAGAAAUUGACAUUUUUAGACAGCUUUAAAUGCCUUCUUUCUUCUUUGUUAUGAUGGUCAAUGGUGGAAUAUGCAAAAUAUACAAAAUUAAAAGAGUCUUGUCAAAAGCAGACCCAGUCCUCUAUAGAGACUUUACUUA